AGCGGCUGCCGGUAACGGCUGCUGCGGGGCGGGUGGGGCGCGGAGGGGCCGCCGCGGCCCUCCCGCUGAGGCGGGGCUUGCUCUCCUCCCGCCGAAGAUGUUGGUGCACGUCUGGGGGCUGCUGUACAGCAACUACCUUCGGUUCUGGCUGAAGUGGCUCCUGAGGCUGCUGACUCGGAAGUGCGAGCUGCAGCGGCUCCUGGGCGGCGCGGAGGCGGGCGCGCGCCGGACCCUGGGCGUAGAACAUUCGCUGAAAUCAUCAAAGAAUAAGGUUUUAAGAAAUGCUGUACACAUUGAGGAAGUUGAAGUGGAGAAGUGUGUCAGAGAUGUAAUGAAAGAAAAGAAAAUUGAUCAGAAGGAUACAGGGUUUAAGACAAAUCUGCAUAUAUCCUUACUGCAAAUAUCAGGUUACAAAAAACUUUACUUGAACGUGGAAAAUCUGAGGAAGAUCCCGUAUGACUCGGAUAACGAAGAACAUGAGGAACAGUUAAUCGAGCUUUGGAAUUUGCUGAUGCCUCAUGAGAAUCUGAAGGCCAGAAUCACAAAGCAGUGGUGUGACAUUGGCUUCCAAGGUGAUGAUCCCAAAACAGACUUCAGAGGAAUGGGCCUGCUGGGGUUAGUGAACCUGCUGUAUUUUAGUAGGCAUUACACCAAUGAAGCUCGUCAGAUCCUUUCUCAUUCAAAUCACCCAAAGCUGGGAUAUUCUUAUGCAAUAGUGGGAAUCAACCUGACAGAAAUGGCAUACAGCUUACUUAAGAAUGGUGCUUUAAAGUCUUAUCUGUACAACGUGGUCUCUGGAUUGCCACAAAUGGAGCACUUCCACCAGUUUUACUGUUAUCUGGUUUAUGAGUUUGACAAGUUCUGGUUUGAGGAAGAACCCGAAAGCAUUAUGCACUUCAACCAGUACAGAGAGAAAUUCCAUGAAAAAAUUAAGGGACUUCUUCUGGAUUGUAAUGUGAUACUAACCUUACAAAAUGCAAAGAAACCUUAACUCCACUGCAGUCUAUGAGAUUCUCCAUCAAAAACAGCAUUAUGCGUUUGGAUGGGAGUUUUUAAUGUUUCAGCAAAAACUGUUCAACAACGGAACUUUUUUUUUUACAUUUAAAAAAAUAAUCAAAAUUCAGUUAAAGCUUGGACAAUCAACCUCUGUUUACAGGUCUUUAUAUGCUAUUCUCCAAAGGACAGCUUUGUUUUGUGUUUUUUUUGUUUUGUUUUUUUGUUUGUUUUUUUUAAACAACAAACAAAAAAGCAACCCACAAAUCUCAAGAGCCUCUGGAUCACUUGCUUUCACAAUUUUUUUGUACUUCUUGGUGCAGGAACAUAAAGCAGGUAUUUAUGCUGCAUCAUGUUUUCCAUUAAUAGGUUUGACUGUUAAUUGUCUUUUCAAAAAUCCUUUUAUUUGAAAUUACUUUGGUUUCAAACUUUUCGCAUUAUUUUUCUGUACAUGUAGUUGAUUGUUCACUCAAUGUUAAAUUUCUCUGUAAUGAAGAAGUCCCCCAAAGGGAUAUAUUAGUUGCUUAUGAUUUUCAAGAAGAGGGUUAAUCUACCAACAUACUGAUGUAUUACUAGAAAUUACUUCUGGCUAAGGAAGGUGUUUUUUUGUUUGUGUUGGUUUUUUUUUUGUUUGUUUUUUUUUUUUGUGAUUUUUUUCUUUUUUUUUGUUUUGUUUUUGUUUUGUUUUUAAAUCUAUGGAUUUGUACCAGCAUACUCCUAUGCUUGGAAGAAGCUUAGUUUGCAAACUAACAAAAAGAACCAUAAAUCAUCAGUGUGAGGAUUAAAUCCUCAGACUAAAGCUACUUCUAAAAUUAUUCCUACUGUAAAAAAAUUUAAUUCUGUCUAAUCUGACUUCAGCCACUCAAUUUUUAUCUGUUGUCAGCCCUUUAUUUUGGCAGCUAAUGGGGUAUUCUCAGUGGGAAGUACAAGAGUUAACUCUUUUAGAAAGUCCACUCACUAAAAACCUUGGUUGCAACUGCAGUCCCUUAUUUGUACUCCCGUGUGAAUUUAUUUUCACAAGUCUCUAACAAAGAUGUAUUUUCCACAGAAGAGAUGCAAUUGAAACAUGUUUCUUAAUCUUUGCAUCCUCAGACAAUCUAGACAAUAGGAGUUCAUACCUAUAUUGUGACUAAUUAUUGCUUAAAGCAAAUCUAAACAGAUUUGGUAUGACCAUCACUUUAUUUUCUAAAACCUACUAUUAAACAAGUGCCUUCUGCUUUAUUCAAUUAGUUUGAUUCUGUAACCAGAUCAUAGCCUUAGAAGCUUGAGUUGUUUGGGAAAGACUCUUUCGAUAUAUACCUAAAUAGCACACAGUGGCACAGAAUUUCUAUUCUAAUAGAAGCUUUCAUGCCUUUUUUCUUUUUUUAAAUCAUCUCAGGUAAAUUAGUUAACUUUUAGUCCAUAGCCAAUUCUUGAAAAAUGCAAAUACUGAACAGAAGAAAAAAACUCCUAUUUUGUAAUGAGUAGUUACACUACAUAAGUAUUAAACGUAUUAUUAUAACACUACAUGUCCUUGGAGAUAAAACUGAACUGGACGUGGUCCUAAGGAGCCUGCUUUAGGUGACCCUCCUUUGGGCCAGGGGUCAAGCCAGGUUGCCUUCCCACCUCCGUAAUUCUGUGAGCCUUUCUUGUGUAACUAGGGACUUCUUGCACUGCAUCCACCCGAUUGCCCUUGGUCCCUUAAAUGCUGGUGAUCUUUUAUUGGUGGGAAAGCUCCUGAUCCCUGUAGACAGUAUGUACAUAGGAGGUAACGCAGUUCUGUCUUCUUUUUAUGGUACCUUAGAUAUAGAUAAGAGUUCAACAGUUGUUAAGUUUAACGUGCAGGGUGGAGAUGUGUUCAUCUUACCUGUGUUGGGUUGAGGCUAUUUUUUAGUAAUAAAAGUUAGUGUGAAGAUGCUUGUAGGGGGUUCAUGGUUGUGCUAUGGCAUGUAAACUGAACAGCUAAACUGACAGGAUUAGAUACAAAACUGACCAUAGAAAGCCUAGUUCUGGAGCUCUGUUUCUCUGACCCUUGCAGAUACUGGGACACCGCUAAAGUCUGAGGAAGCAAGCAGAAAGCAGACUCCCAGUGGCUGAGACCUUAGUCAUCUGUUACUUUCUUGCCCCAGCUUCUGUCAUGUUUCCUUCAUUAAUAAUCUUUGCUAUUGCUUGUAGAUCUCCUUUGCAAGCAACACAAGACUGACUGAUUUUCAGCUGUGACCCCAGUAUGUGUAGCAGCAGCAGCAAAGGAGAUCUCAUGCUUUAUUUUCAUCCACUGCUUGCUAGAAAGUACAAAAUUGCUGUAUCCACCUCUCCAAAACCUCCGCUGUGCUAGAGUCCACAGUUUCGGGUUCUUUUGGCAACAGUUGCAAAAACAAUGUACAUCCUCCUCUUUCCAGCCUUGAAACUUUAACUCUUCUGGACUAAGGGAGUGACAUGUAACUACUGCUGAGGCUUUUAAAGCCCAAUCAUCAACUUUCAGAUUUACUUUUACAGACCUAGACAUUUUAGAGCAGAAUGUAGAUUGACCCUGGUGGUGAGAUGCAUCUUCAUUAGUUUUGGUUUUUUUAAGUCAAAGUAAACCCAGCCAUCCUCAGAUGAGUGAGAUAUGUGGGAAUACAUGAACCUGCAGGUAGUAAUUAAAGUGAAUGUUUAUGUUAGGCUCCACCACACUUUUCCAGUAAACAGUUAGAAUUCAUAUGUAGGUUUGCACGAUGAAGUAGCCCAGUCCUUCCUUCUAGUAGCCACUCCCUAUAGGUAGGCUAGUACAGGGUCUCCUUGUUUUGUACCUGUGGUAGGAUAAUUGUGUUAUGGUGGUAGCUAGAAAAUAUAUGGAAAAAAGGUAAAACUGUUUAGGGAAGAGAAGUACAGUGUUUUACUACUUAGUGGUACUCUAUACUAUCUCUGUUCUAGAGUGACAAUCCUAAGGUUAUAGAAGAUUCAGAAUGGAGGUAGCCACCUUUCUGCAAGUUGAUAUAAUCAAUUUGUUUAACAUCAGAAUUUUUGCUCAUGGUUUAUUCUAAGAGUCUUAAAACUUUGGUAAAUUCUCUUUAUUUAUUAACUGUCAUGUUUUAAACUAUGUAUUAUCUUACUAGAAUUUGCAAGUACCAUUAGUUUUCUAACUUGCUGCCUCUCUAAAGCAUUCACUGUGUGAAAGUUUAUAUGCAGUAGCAUUUUUCAGAAAAAAAAAUACAAAACUGAAGACAAGGUGGUUCUCUAAAUUUUUUGUUGUUGUUCCUGUAGCAACUGUUUAACAAACUACCUCCACUUCUGUUGUUUAGUGUGUUCUUGAAACAUGGUGCCACUCUAUGAACAAACUAAUCUGAAGUUUACCGUAAGCAAAAGUAAACUCUUACUAAGUAAACACAUUGCUUCAUAAGUAACCAACUCGAUUGGAGAUUGAUUUGAAGACAGUGCUACUUAGGAAGAAAGUAGCUGAGAAUGUUUUUUAACUGGUUGUGCUUCUGUCAUCUGAUACAGCAAUGUAAAGAACAGGGCAUUUUGUCCUAAAGGACAAUAGGAAAAGGGGUCAAUUUAAGCACCUCAGAUAAACAGUUUUGGAUUUUCACUCUGUGAAAAACAAAACAAAUGCAAACAAAAAACCCAAACACACACAAAGCCCCAAGAGUUAGUUUUCCAGCUUUUCCAUCCUAGUUUAAAUAACACAUUUUACAAAAAAAUAUUGGUUAGCCUUGUCUUAUGAAUUAUCAUGAUGAAAAAGUUUGUAUUUAGUUAGGUGGGAGUUCUUGAAAAUAAUGCUAGUGAAAGCAUGGUAAAGAUGUAAUCUGUUGUUUCUUUCUAUCACACUUGUUUUGUGUUGCUGUAGUACAGUGGUGUUCACUCUUCGGAGAGAUGUUUCUUGUGCCAGUCUGUAUAUUGUCUUUCUCUAGGGAAGAGAAAAAAAAACAGCCCCAGACAGCUUGUGGGCAGUUUCUUCUUAUCACACUGUGCUUAGAUUGCUGCAUACUCAUAGAAAUUUCUGUUUACCACAGUAUAAAAGCAAUAAUGUAAACUGUGAUGUCUGUGUAAUAGAAAGAGAUGUUUACAAUGGUAGUAAAUAAAGAACGAGUUACUCCAAAA
Molecule: messenger RNA, 5052 nt
Organism: Apus apus (common swift)
Lineage: Eukaryota; Metazoa; Chordata; Aves; Apodiformes; Apodidae
Gene: ELMOD2
Product: ELMO domain containing 2
Exons: 8
Coding region: 98-991 (297 amino acids)
Cellular component (GO): membrane
Molecular function (GO): GTPase activator activity
Source: RefSeq, a predicted model, not a curated record